This is a messenger RNA of Oncorhynchus keta (chum salmon), 6884 nucleotides long. RefSeq names its product synaptotagmin-like 2a (gene sytl2a). The transcript is spliced from 15 exons. Bases 61 to 3849 code for a protein of 1262 amino acids. NCBI's taxonomy places the organism in Eukaryota, Metazoa, Chordata, Actinopteri, Salmoniformes, Salmonidae. The record is from RefSeq and is a predicted model, not a curated record. Gene Ontology annotation, biological process: exocytosis; intracellular protein transport. Gene Ontology annotation, cellular component: exocytic vesicle; plasma membrane. Gene Ontology annotation, molecular function: neurexin family protein binding; small GTPase binding.
UUGGGGGCCGCGGCCCAGGGGAUCUCCCCCACCAAGAUAACAGAGGAGGACUGUCAAUCCAUGGCUAAGGUUCGCGACUGGUUCAGCUGGAACCUGGGAAGCUGUGACAAGCCACAGGUUCAGCUCCCACAACAACCCAGUGAUGAACCAGUGACUCCUGUCGACAUCAUCACAGAUGAGAUGCCAAGUGAUGCUGCCUCGAAGAAGCCAUCUAGUCGUGUGUCUCCAAAGCCUCGGCGAGGGCUCCUAGGCAUAUUUAGUAGAUGGGAAGCAAGAGAAGAGAAAAUCCCUGAGCCGCAAAGCCCAGUUAAAGAGGAGGUGGUUCUCGGUGAACAGAAAGAGCUUGACGACACCACCCUGAACUUCGUCUUCUGCCAGUCCACUGUGAAUACUUAUUCUGACCAGCAGCAAGAUCUGCAUAAAUGUGCUACUGACAAACAGUCAGCUAAAAAUGAGAAGACACCGGAGGUUAGAGAACUAGUGCUUAAAAAAGAAAUAGACCAAACUCAACAGGAGCCACAGGGGAGUGCAUGUGGAGUAGAUGCGUUACCAGAUAAACUCUCCAACUUGACAUCAUUUUGGGAAAGAGAAAUUGGCCCUAAAAUACUGCUCAGUAAACUAAGCACUGAUACAAUGAGGUGUGAAGUACUUGUCAGUGCUGGGGAUACUUGUGACCAAAAAAUGCAUGAUUUUGGUAAAGAUUUUGCCAAGGCUGAGACUGUUGAAGCAUCCUCAUCUUUUCAAAAUAUUCAGCUUCACCUCGACACUAGUGUCAUGAGAAAGUCCAAUAUCUUUGGAGCAAAAAGCAAUGAUAGUAAUGACUCAAAUAUGCUGAUUAACCAUCCCUUCUCCCAAAAGGUGGAAACCUCAGAGCAGUGUAACAUAGACCUCAGUGCUGCUCUGUCAUAUGACGAAAAGUCCUCAUCUUUCGUUGAAAGUAACUACAUGUUAAAAACAUCAGGUGACAAUGGUACAUUCAGGGAUAAAUCCAUCCUUAUCUCUGAAGAUAAUUCCAGUUCAUCUGUGGGCUUGACAGUACCUUCUCAGACAGUCCAGCCAGAUGAGAAGGUGGACAUUCCUUUACAUGUCUCUCCAUCCAGUCCCUGCACAAGCCGGCAGGGGCGUGUCCCAGUGCCCCUUGUUAGACGUUCCCUCAGUCAACAGGAAAGCAGGAAGGCCAAGAUCAAUAACCUCAAGUCCUUCUGGGAGAAGGAGAAUAGUGGACCAAGGGUCAUUGUUGGCAAACCAAAGGAGGCUUUAGAUACUCAAACCCAUCCAUUUUCAGAAACACCUCCAGUCCACCACUCAAUUGCCACUUCUCAGUCUAGUCUAAGAACAAUUGAAACUGACCUAGGGAAGGGUGACUGUGACAAGCAAAGCUCUUCCUUAUACGGGGUUAAGGCCAGCGCCUCCAACUUGUCCAUGGCUGAAAGAAUAGAAAAGGGUUUCAUCAAGUGGAGUUCAAACUCAUCACUACCGAGUAGUCACUGUAGUGUUGGCGAUGUUGAUUCUAUAAAUCAGCAAGAUUCAUGUAAGAUGGAAACAGGGCCAACCCUGAAUCAAGAAAUACCCUUAAGUCCUAAAACACCUCUGCCUAGAUCUGAAAUUCCAAAGUGGAAAGACAAAACUGACGAUGAACUUAAGAGAAGUCCUUCAAAGACCUGUCAUCCAAAAGCCCUGCCCAGAGAUUCAUCCAGUUUCCAAGGAGCCAGGCGUGAUAGUUCUCCAUUUAAAUCCUUCUCCAUAGACAUUGCCUCACCCACAAGGGAGCAUCAGGAUGAUCCAGAGAGAGCAACACCAGUGGUUAAACAGAGAAAAGGACUCUCACAUGAAGCAAUGCAGUCAGGAUCAGAGUCCACCAAACAUACCCUAGGAAUCACGUCUACCUCUCCACAGUUUAGAUCUGAAGAGAAGGGGCAGGAUCGCCUGACCUUUCCACGUAGAGGCUCGGCACAGAGCUCACUAACUUCUAUGAUGUCCCCGCUAUCACCUACUAGUUCGCUCCCUUGCCCCUUCAGAAGGACCAGUUUAGGGAACCUAAGUGUACAGGAGGGCAGUCCUCACUGGUCCUCUAAGCCAAAUCAUGGGGACCCGCAUAUAAGAAGAGCCUUUGAAGCUGGCAAGAUUGGUCAACAGCCCAUCAAUAGGGAUCCUGGUGAAAGAAAGCUUUCGGGAGCAUCUGAAGUCUCUGAAACAUAUCUCCGCCUUGCGAGAUCUUUCAUUCCCCAGAGCAACCAACAUUAUUUGGGGCUCCCUGAGCAGACACACAUCCCUCAGUUUAUCUCAGAUAAAGUGGGGAAUGACCAUCUGAGUCCCACUGUCCUCACUCCAUUGCUCCUGAGCACGAGAAGCAGUGAGGGGAGUCCAUCUUGGAUCAGUCCUAGGUCCAUGGAGAAUGUCGACAGUCGCUUAUCCAGAGGAAGCAUGCCUGAGAUCUGGUCUCAAUCUCGGGCAAGUUCAAGCUGUCAUGGUGAGAACUCAAGCCCUAUCAGGUUAGAGUUUAAACAAAUGUCUUCAAGACCCUUAUCCAGAAGUAUGGAGGACGUUUUAUCACCACCAAAACGAGAAGAGAGAAGUAUAAUUGACCAAAGAAGUGAAUUGAAUCUAAAUGUGGAUGAUGUCUCUGCAGUGCCUCCCUCCUCCCUCCUUCCUCUCCAUCUCCCUCCUCCCUCCUCCCUUUCAGUCCCGGAGCAGAUGAAGAAUAUGAGCAAGUCGGUGUCUGUUAUGCAGGAUGAGAAGGAUGGCAGAGACAGUGACAGCACCUCAGUGGAAAGUCUCAACUUCAGCUGGAAAAAGCGGAUGGGCAGUUCCCUCACUAACCUUAGCCUCUCCUCUGGCAUGGCGUCCAUGUCCUCUGUGAGCAGCAGUGUGGCAAGCAUCUACAGUGGAGUAGAUGGGGAUGUGGAAGUGAAGGGAACAAUCCGGUUUGCCAUGAAUUAUGUCCAGAAGCUCGGGGAGUUCCACAUCUUUGUUGUCCACUGCAGAGAUCUUGCCGUGGCAGAACCCAAGAAGAACCGUUCUGAUCCAUAUGUGAAAUGUUACCUCUUACCGGACAAAGCGAAGAUGGGAAAGAGAAAAGCCAGUGUGAAAAAGAAGACCUUGAACCCCACUUACAAUGAGAUCCUUAGGUUUAAAGUUACCAUGGAGACCCUCAAGACUCAAGCACUUAAUGUCUCCGUGUGGCACAAUGACAACUUUGGACGGAACAGCUUCCUUGGCGAGGUGGACUUGGAUUUGUCUGAAUGGGACUUUAGCAACACGCAGAUGAAUGAUUAUGCUUUGAAAGCAAGGAUCUCGACACAGUCUCUCAGUCCCUCUCACUCCCAAUCUAUUGACCAUAGAGGAGAGAUGAGAAUAGGAUUGCGUUUCCUGCCACAGAUCUCCUACAGUAAGAGGUCAUCCAAAACUGAAACGGGUGAGGUGCAGAUUUGGGUGAAAGACUGCAAGAACCUGCCUGCUAUCAGGGGUGCGAUCAUUGACCCCUUCGUGAAAUGCACCGUGCUUCCAGACAUGAGCAGGAAAAGCCGACAGAAGACUCGGGUGGUGAAGAAGACGGCCAACCCCAUGUUCAAUCACACCAUGGUCUAUGAUGGCUUUCGGCCGGACGACCUACGAGAGGCCUGCGUUGAAGUCACCGUGUGGGAUCACGACCGGCUCACUAACCAUUUCAUUGGGGGCUUAAGACUGGGCCUUGGAACAGGUAAAAGUUAUGGGUUAGAGGUGGAUUGGAUGGAUUCAACCUCUGAAGAAGCAAGUUUAUGGGAGAGAAUGAUGCAUUCUCACAAUGAAUGGGUUGAGGAUAUUAUACCCUUGAGAAUGUUGAUAAUGGCAAGAGGUGUAUCAAAAUAAGAUGGUGUAUGAAAAGUUGGAUGACAAAAUGAGAAGAAAGUUGCUCAUUGGGUGUAUCAGUUUGAUGAAACUUAUAACCGAUAAUGUAAUCAGUAAUAUAAUCUUUCACUUUUUUAGGAGAAAGACCAUACAGGCACAUUGGAGUAUUGUGCUUAGAAUUACAUUACAAGUGUGUAUUUUAUCUUUUGAAAGAUUAACAUUUGACAUAAUCAUGCUUGUUGUCAUACAGAUCAAAUACCUACUCAGAAAUUGUUAAGAUAUAAAUAGGUUGUUUUAAUUGAUUCAUUCCAAUGCAUAUUUAUCGCUAUUUGUAUAUAUUCCUAUAUAUGUUUUCAUAAUGUUAUUCCAUGGUAAAUUAACUGAAGAAAAUGUUUCCACUAUUGAUACAACAGCAUAUAUAAUCAGAAAUGUGGUGUUAUGUUAUCAUUGUUGUCUUUGUAAAAUACAUUUAUUCACAUUACUCAAUAUAGUAACAGCAUAUAUUUUUCAUCAUAGUUAAUGUUUCCACUAAUUCAGGCACCCCAACAAUAAAUACAAUAUCACAUGUUGAAAAAUAAAAUCGGUGAAUUCAAUAGUAAUGGUUAUACACAAAAAUGACAUUUUUCGCCAGCAAUUGGCAGGAAGCAGUGAGAAAAAUAACAACAACAUUUGAAAUAGACUGGAAGUUGGAUAUCCAAGAGAAUGCAAAAAGAGCCGUCAUCCUAUGGGGAAUUUGGGACAGAGUUAAAAAAAAAAAAUGCUCCAGAAUUUGUAUUAUUAAUAAUAAUAAUAUAUUGCUGUUAUUUGGCAGAGAGGUUUGGAACUCUAUUUCUUAUUGGUCUAAUAACUAAUUUACCGCAAGACCCAAACUCCAUUACACCAUACCAUAACAGGCUGAACUUUCAGGCGGUCAUUUCAAACAGCUCACUAAAAGGGCACUAUCAUCAUUUUCAUAGUAUUACGUUUUUGACUGCACAGAGGUCAUUUCUCUCAUUUGUCUUAUGAGACCUUUUUAGAGUGGAGUCUUUUGAAAAUCUGGUGAUUAUAGAUCUCUCUUGCAUCGACUUAUUCAGUCUGACGAAUCUGGCUACAAUACAUCCAUGGGUGAUCAGAUCUGCCUUGCGCACAUUAGAGCAGUAGAAAAGCAGGAGGUAGAACGGAGUAGAGAAAUGCUGAGGGUCUAAGAUGCUACAGCGGCGGAAUUUCAGCCAUGUGUGGGCCACCCUGUGAACCAGGAGCGAAUGGAAGCCAAGUGGUGUACAAUUCGAUAUUUUAAAAUAAGAUAUUUAUUUUAAAAAGGUAGCCCUGCUAGCAGGCUCAACCCUUCAUAAUGCGACCCCUGGUGCACAAAUAAUUAAGCACAGCUGCGACUAUUUUUAUAGACUCACGCUAGACCCCAUGGGAAAGAUCGCCUUCCUUUGCUCAGACGUUGCGUGCAUCAACCAUUGGUUGCAGCACCGACUGGCAGUUACUGCUAUAACAUAUUGUAAUGACCAUUCCCGUGAUUGGCAGAUAGCAGGUUGAUUGACAUGUCGGACCCCGCGAACACCGGGUACUGAUAAUCUGAGCGGGAAUACGUUGGUGGUGUCCCUCAUCAAAAGCUAAAAUGAUCACCAGACGAAGAGGUCGUUCAGACAUCACCGAUGUGGAGAUGCACUCUUCAACUUGUCCUUUUGAUGUUGAAGUCACUGACUUUGUUGAAAUGAUAAAUGUUAAAACGAGUCCCUCUGAAGAAAUUAGGUCAGAGAAUGGGGAUAGUACAGUUGGAUUAGAGAUGGAUGAUUUAUUUGGAAUCGACGAGUUAAACUGGACAUUUGAGAAGGAUGUCUCCCCUCUUUUCGACAUUGGAUUGACCGAAAUAGGUGUGGGUGACACAACAGAUCAAGAUUUUUGGAUUGGCACGUCCAGGACCCCAUCGCCCGAAGGAGUGUCUGCUGUUCAGAAAAGGAAGGGGAGAGAUGACCCGUCUGGGCACAUGAUCAACAAAAACGCUGUUGCUGCGCGAAUUAAUCGUCUGAAAAAGAAGGAAUACAUGAACGGGCUGGAAAAUAAAGUUGGGUCUCUGUCGUCAGAAAACCGCAUACUCAAACAGGAAAACGUCCAAUUGAAUAAGAGGGUAGAAGAGUUGGAAGAUGAGACGAGGGGUCCAACAAGAAUGACGACCACGAUUAUGCCUUACCGCGGAAACGUGUGAAGGUGGAGGAAAAGGAGACUUCUGGUGGCGUCUGUCUGCACGUGGACAAGAACAACGUCUCAGUGGAGUUCUGCACUAAGUGUGCAGAGAGUGCAAGCGCAUCACUCAAAAUGUAGGGUCAAGUACUUUUAUCUGUUUUCAGAUGUUGAGACUGAACCUGAUUAACUUCAGUGUAAUGAACGUCAGGGGAAUCUAUGAACACUGUUAAAACUAUUUUGAGAUCAUUACUUAAUUAAGAAAUGUUGAAUGAUUGAGCAUGUGUAAAAAAUCUUACCAAUGAUUUAAGUACACGUUACUCGUUAAACCUUGUUGCCAGUUUUCUUCUAGGUGAUGAUUGUUCUACCAUGCUGGAUGAAUGGGUUACAGAACGUCCCUGUCUGCUUGGCGCCAUGUGGAUUCUGCUGUUCGGGAAGCUGAAGAGGCGGGACCCGCUGCUGCCAACUUGGCCUGGUAUUUUUUUAAAGGUAGUAUAACAAAGGGUGUAAGUGACUACAUUCAACCAGUAUCCCAUAACACCUUCUUUGUAAAAAGUAGUGAAUUUAGAAUAUAUUGUGGAUGACACGUGUUCCACUACCUAUUACAUUGACAAUAUUAGAGGUCCUAUAACGGUUUGUUCACAAGUUUAACCUGACUUGUUGACACAUUGGUAUGUAACCCAGUUGUUUAAAAAAAAAAACUAGUCAAAUUAUCUUGUUAUCGAUGUGAUCCUGAUAGAAAUGGACAUCACCAAUUUUGUAUAAAGUGACAAUCUUAAAGAAUGUUAUGUAAAGUACAAAGAUGUUGUGGCAACUUUUUUUUUCUAAAUGAGAGAACAAUGUUUCAGGAACAUGGAUAUGAUUGAAAAUAAAUCUUAUUUUGAUUA